GUGAAAUGCUUGAUGCUUAAAUGCUUAUGAGUGAAAUGUAAACUUCAUUUUGCGGGUGCAUAAAGGAAUGAUAAAAACUCCGUAAUACUUUUUAUUCUUGAUAAGAGUUAGGAAAACGGGAUCAAUUUAUCAGGUUCUUGCUUAAUUUACGAAUUGGUAGGCAUGCGUUACAUACAGAAUGGUAAAAUAAAAGCAUAGUAUAUCAAAUAAGAUAAGACUGCAAUGAAAAAUUCUCGCUCUUCAUGUUUGGUUGGCAUAAGAUUAGUUCCUGAUGGAUUCUCAGCUUUGAAUUCUCCCCUAUCUAGUGGAACCAUAAUAGGCUGUUUGUCAUUGCAACCUGUAGCUGCCACAAUAUCUUGUAAAGAUUUCAGAACAAUGUUGCUAGCUAAAUUUACAAAUUUACCGAAGGAAUUUAUUUUUUUGAGCUGCAAAGGGUGGCCCAUUUCAAAAAUUGAAGAGGAAAAUGUAAUUGUUUCUCAAUUAAUUAAUGCAGAUAUAAUUACUAUUGAAAGAGCCUUAGGCAUGCCACGGAUAGGUAUUAAAUGGUCAAAUGGCGAAAGUUUAGGAUUUAUAUUUAUUAACUAUAGUAGCCUUUUGACUGAAACAAGAGAGAAAAUUGCAUCUGAACUCUAUGAAAAAAUCAAAGAGAAUGAUUUUGAAUUUCUAGACACCAAUGCAUGGCCAAUUCCUAAUUUUCAAGAAAAAAAGCUUACAGUAUGGGAUGUGAUUUCGUGCAAUUCGCUGAACAUUAUGCCCAUAACUAAGAAAAGGAAAGUAGAGAAUGUUAUGCACAGACCGAAAAAAAGACCAAAUAAAUUGAAUAUUUCAAGUGAUUCAACAACUGAGUUGAAUAGUAGCAAAAAUACGAAAUCAAUUCUUAUUAGCUAUGUUCAUGCUGAAGCUUCAGCCCAUGCUCGAGAUUUAAAAAGUGAAUUGAUAAAUAUGGGAUUGGAGAGUGUUUUUCUGGAUGUUGAUGAUAUACCUCCUGGUAAAGAUUGGCAGGAUGUAAUUAAUUCUAGUCUUAAUAACUGUGCAGCAUUUGUGCCCCUAGUAACUCCAAGAUAUGGUGCAACUAAAUGGACAAAUAGAGAGGCAAAACUGGCUGAUGACAAAGAUAAACUAAUUAUUCCUGUUAGUUUUUUACAAAAGUGGCCUCCUGACCAGCUGGCUAUUCAGUUUGUUACACUACAAUAUAUACCAUGGAAAACUGGUGAUGAUUUUUCUAGUGCUGAAGAUCACCAUUUAAAUGACAUAACCCUAUGGGAGCCAAGAUGUGUUCACAGAGUUGCCAAGGAAAUUAAAACCUUGGUGUCAUCUGAUCAAGACAUGUCUACACCAGACAGUUCUUCGAUUUUGGAUCCUCAAGUAAAUGUAAACUGGCUUCAUUCUAAGAUGCCUCCGCCCGAGAGAAAAAGAGAUUUCAUUGUUAUUAGUGCACAUUGUCAGCAAAAAGGAUUCGUUCAAAACAUAAUGGAUCACUUAGAACUGGCUGCAUAUAAAGUUUGGUCUUCCAUUGAGAUGUGUGAAUAUGAUGGAGAGAGCUUCAGCUCCUUUGAUGAUAGUCAGCAGUCUGAGGCUUCUCCUUUUAAUGGUUUGUGUGCAGAUAGUUGUUCAAGAUUGAAUUCACCUUUUAAUGACAGUGCUCCUAAUAGUCAAUCUGAUGCCAUUUUUAAUUUUAAACAUGAAAACAAUGGUGUUACAAAUUCAAAGAAGCUCUGUAGUGCAAGUAGUUUACAAGAACAAAAAAGAAACUUUAAAAUGAAAGUUAAACAUGCAAAAUUAGUCAUAUUAAUUAUUUCGGAGGAUUACUUUAAAUCACGUGUUUGUAUGCAGCAGGCUUACUAUUGUGGAUUAAGAAGCAAAGUUAUUGUUGUUAAACUUGGAGAAUUUCCUAUGGAGAACUUAGUGUGUAAUAUGUUCAUUGAGCAAGACAUGAUUAAAGCGAAUGAAGAAAAUAAUUUGAUGGAUACGAUUGAACAGGAGAUUUCUAAGAAGUUGCAAGAAAACUCUUCAAAAAACUGCUCUGACUACUUACCUUAUGAAGUGGAUAAAAUAAAGAAAGAAAUAAAUUCUAAUUUUUGUGUUUAUAUCACUGGAGGAACCAGUGUAUCUAUUAAAACUGAAACAUUUUGCAUGAUUUUAGGCUCAGAACUGGCAAAAAUAAAAAAUUUGACUUUAGUGACAGAAGGUUCAUUUGGUGCAUGUGAUCUUGUUGCGAAGAAUUUUUGUGAAGAACUUGAUAUCAAAGCAAAAGGCAAAGCCCAUAGUAUUUAUCACAUAAUUCCACGUUAUGACCAAGUUGUAACUAAUAGGGCUAGGCAAUUAGACGAUGGAAAAUUUGAAAAACUGCCUUAUGGAAAAACAAUCUAUUGUGGCAAUUCUUUAGUAGAAAGAGAUGACAUUGUAUCAACAAUGUUCAAAAUAUGUAUUCUUAUAGAAGGUGAUGACCAGAGUGCAUGCUUAGCAGAAAAAUUUCUGUGGAAUGAUCGUAUAGUUAUUCCUGUUGUUUGUAAAAACAUGACGGCUAUUUCGUCUCGACAGUGUUUAUCAGAAUCAAUAUCUAAGGUGCCUUGUUGGCUUGUUGCUUCAGACUGGGAUAAUUUAAACUCAGAUGAUUGUACUCCUGAAGAAAGAGCUACAUCUGUGCAGAAAAUCAUUAUUAAUUUACUGAAACAACAGUUAAAAGCAAAGGCACCAUUGCAAAAGAAGAUCAAAUAAUGAAGCUAUAUUCUAACUAUUAAUAGGACAAAAAUGAUUAAAACUCUGUGAAGGGUUCAUGGAAAAUAAGCCAGUCAGCAUUUAAUCUGAAUUGCAUUUAAUAAAAUGUAAUUUAAUUAAACAUACUUAUAUAUGAGAAAUAUAUUCAAGAAUCCUUGUUUUACAAAGUGAUUUUUACUUUUCAUAAGUAUACAAAAGUAUACAAUUGUUUCAGAGUAUACAAUUCAAGUAUCAAAUAUCAAAAGUAUACAAUUGUUUUCAUUCCAUUUUCUCUCCAGAGAGUCAUCCCAUUUUAUUUUCUCUCAGGUCUUUCUUGAAACGUUUUUAGAAUUUUAGCGAUUCAUACCAUAUUAAUAUAAAUUAUUUUACUUAAGAAUUUCCCCUAUCUUGCUAAAAAAGUUCAAGAUCAAAAUCUUUGUGUUGUGUCUAGGAAUGUUAAUGUGUAUUUAAGUUUAAUUUGUUGUACAUAUGUUGCCAGUUACAAAUAUUUUUUUUCUGUUUUAAAAAUGGAAACAUAUCUUUUAAGUUAAAAGUUCCAUCUUCUUAUCGAUUCAGUACCUUGUUCUCUGUUGAUCAAAUAUCCUCAAGUGCCUCUUAUAACAUGUUUUUAGCAAUGAAAUGCAGGGAUGUGCACUGAAAUUUUGUGGCCUGACACAAAUGACUUUUACAGGACCCCUCCAUGUUUUUUACCCCUAAGUCCCUACAUAUAUUUGACCCCUCAUUUUAAAUAUCUUGGGGCCCCCUUCAGGUUUGGGCCCAGGUUGACAGGUCCCCACCCCCCGCCAUGCAGGCUCUUGAUGAUAUACAAGAGUUAAUGAAUUAUUUUAAAAAAUUUGCACUGCUUUGUGUGCUCAAAAUCAUGAAAAAGCUACCGUCAACAAACCAGUAUUAUUUUAUUCUUUUGUCCGAACUGGGUUAGUGGUGACAUAGUGUGUGACAGCUGGUACUAUUAUAGGGUGCGGGGAAAAAACUCGAACAAGCUAUUUUUCAUGUAACUUUAUUAAAAAUAAAUAAAUUAACAAAACAUAAUAAUAUGAGUAGACCUUUAGCAAUCAAUAAAUUUAAUUAGUUUCAAACAGGCUGCUUUUUGCAGUGAUACAAAGGUGCAACUGCUUAUUGAAAUUUUCUGCCAAGGGCUGCAAGUCUUUUAUCUUUAACCGAUCCUAGUCUCUCUAAAGCUUAGGGAGUCCAAACUUUUGUGUAUUUUAGGGUAGACCUUUUACCCUAAAAUAGGCCAUACAAUGUAAUAAAAGAGAUUGAGGUCUAUCAAGUCGAGCAUUCAGUCUGCAGUUGAUAUGAUGUCAAAAACAAUGCAUCAUGCUCCACUCCUCAUUUUGGCCUGAUUUAAAUGUCCAUUCUACAUUUCUGAAGUGCUCUUAGACCCACAAGUACAACAGCCACUAAAAUGUCCUUUUGGUACACUUUUUGUUUUAUUUUAGUGCCCUCAUCCACAAAAAAAAACUGAGAUCUUUUGUCGCUUGUCCUGAUUCCAUCUCAGAUUCGUUGGAGUUUUCUUGCCCCAUUCUGUAUUUCUGCUGCCCCAGGUGAUGUGUAUAAGUACAGUAGAAUACCUUUAUAACACUGACCUAUAAAACACAAUUCUCUAUAAAAAUGCACAACUUUUCAGAAGAAAACGGCAAGUUUUUCAGUUGAAAGUGCUUCAUUUGGCCUUCAAACAAAAUUCUUUAGCAAAUUAAAUUUCAGAACUGUUUUUCAUCUUCUCAUAUUAACCCAAAGCUUUUAAAUGAUAAUUAGUAUUCACAGUAAAAAAAGUGCCAGAUUAUUCUUGAAAGUCUGGUUGGUUGUUAUGCAAAGCAUAAAGUUAGCUCAAGUGCAUGAUAGUGCACUUUUUUAACUAUGAAAUAUACUUACUUGUGAUCUUGUGAAUGAUAAUGUAUACAUCAAAUUGCAUAGUUUGAGCUUUAUUCAUUGUACUAAAAACUUAGUAUUUUGUGUAAAUGCAUUGAUAUGUUUAGAAUAUUAUUUUCUAAACAUGUGAAAUGAUCUAUAUAACGCCGAAACCUGUAUAGCACAAAACCUCUUGUCCCAAGGGUGCGUCAUAAUGGUCUUCUACUGUACCACCCCCACUCAUGUAACAAUCACAAUAACAAACAAGCAACAUCUCAGGUAAUCCAGCAAUAGAGCUACAAAAAAAAAAAAAAAAAAAAAAGGACAAGGUUUGAAGUGAAAAUAAAAACAAGCACAACAUUUUUAAAAAAUAUAUCUAUUCAAUUUCAGACUUCAGUUUUGAAUAUGCAGCUGCUUGAAAUGGAGCUUUAAGUUUAAUUAUAAACUACUUUCAGCCUUUAAAAACACUGGUACGUCCUUGAAAUUAAAGUCCAAAGUGUACAUCUUAGGGCACUUAAAGCUAUACAAAUAUUUUUAAAUAUUAGACAUCAUGACAUUUUCUGCCUCUGUGCAACCUAUCUCAGGAACAAACAUGGUGUGUGAGGGGCAUAAAAUUACUUUAAGUGCAGAAAUGCACAGUACCGGUCUUUAUGCCAAGGUAGCUACUAAGAGUUUUAACUGCUGCAAAUAAUGACAUAUAGCCUAAAUGUGCUUGUUCAAUUGCUGGAAAGCUUUCAAAAUUAAUUUGUUGACCACAAUGCUUAGGUUAUGGGCAAUCUCUUUCUUUAAUUGAGAAUUUUUGCGUGAUUUGGCAAUUACAAUUUUAAUGUUAUCUUUAUUUUUACAACAAACAUAUAAAAAUAUGUGAAAGUAUUGAAAUCAAUGCUAGAUUUUGUCUGUUCUCUUUAUGUAUACAUCCGUUUGUUGAUGUUUGUACUGUGUGUUG
Messenger RNA from Uloborus diversus, 5512 nucleotides. RefSeq lists its product as uncharacterized. The transcript is spliced from 21 exons. Gene Ontology annotation, biological process: signal transduction. The record is from RefSeq and is a predicted model, not a curated record. Lineage: Eukaryota; Metazoa; Arthropoda; Arachnida; Araneae; Uloboridae. The coding region runs from base 223 to 2718 and encodes 831 amino acids.